Andrographis paniculata is the source of this 2490-nucleotide messenger RNA. RefSeq lists its product as uncharacterized. The record is from RefSeq and is a predicted model, not a curated record. The transcript is spliced from 4 exons. Bases 244 to 2322 code for a protein of 692 amino acids. NCBI's taxonomy places the organism in Eukaryota, Viridiplantae, Streptophyta, Magnoliopsida, Lamiales, Acanthaceae.
UAUAUAUAUAUAUUUUUAUACUGAAGUAAAUAAAUAGUGUAGAGUAAAAAGGUAUAAAUAGAAACAGGUAGGCAGAGAGAGGCAGAGUUGUCCGGAUGUUGUUUCAAAAUGGUGGAAAUUUGAAUUUCAAAAAUCCCUAACGGUACAUUGCAGAGUGAGAGUCCAUAAAGGCCAAGACGGGACGACGGGACCUUCUUCACUUCCAAUAUCCCUUUCACCAGUUUCUGCGCAGCACAGCAAAAGAUGGCCGCUCUCACUCCAGGUAUUCUCCUCAAGCUCCUUCAAUCCAUGAAUUCCACCGCCAAAGUCACCGGCGACCACCGCACUCCCCUCCUCCAGGUAAUUGGGAUCCUGCCCGCUCUCUCUGCCCCCGAUUCUCUCUGGCCGCACCACGGGUUCCUUGUCCAACUCUCCGAUUCCCUCAAUUCAACCUACGUUUCCCUCUCUGACCGCGAUGUUGAACUUAUCCUCUCCAAUCGACUCCAAAUAGGCCAGUUUGUGCACGUCGAUCGCCUCGUCUUUGAUUCGCCUCCUCUGCCCACCGCUGUCAAUCUUCGUCCUGUUGUGGGUCGCUUUCAGUUUAUUGGAUCCCCGGAACCCUUAAUUUUGAGGACCUCUCCUUCUAAGGACGGGUUUGUCAUUCAGCCGGUGUCGGAGUCCGAUCCCUCUGUUGAUCCUAUUGCAGCCUAUUUGUCAAGACCGGGGAAGAAACAUGCCGAAGAGAAGGAGAAGCAUACGGAAAUCAAAGGUAACAAGCAAGUUGAACCCAAAGAGAAUGUGAACGUGAAUGUGAACGUUGUUGGCGAUACCAAUGGUAAAGUUUCUCAAAGGUUUAUUUCUCCGGGAAAAGUGAAACCAAGAUCGGUUUCCAACGGGAAGAAAUCAGCAGCAGAAAGGGAUCCCUCGCCUGCCGGCCGGUCUGGCAAACGGUCCUCUUCCCCUGCACCGUCCAAAUGUGUGGUGCCAAGUCUUGUUGCUGCCAAGGAAGAAAAUAGGCAGAUAUCAAAAGAGGCUGCAAUAAUUGUGCCAUCUAGGUACAGGCAACCUUCACCAACUGCUGGAAGACGCCAGACAACUCCUGCAGCGGCGAGGCGGACAUCAAUGUCACCAGGGCGGAGGCUGUCUGGAGUUUUUAAGAAGUCUCCAGCGGAAUCUUUGGGGAGGAAGGAAGUUAAUGUUGCUGCUGACAUUUCCAGGACUGGGAAACCGAGUAGGAAAAGCUGGGGCGAUGGAUCCGUUUCCUGCAGUGGAGGGUCUUCUGAGAGGAAAGAAAAUGGAUCAGGGACAAUAAAAAAGCUGGACUUACAGGCAAUUUUGAGAACUCAGGCAGCUAUAUCCAGGCGAUUAAGUGAUGUGCAUGAAAGUUUGCCUAACAAUGAAAUCUCUGAAGGUCAUGCUGAGGAGGAAAAAGUAACUGAUGCAGCUCCAGUUAUUGCCAUUCAUGAAAAGAAAUGGACCGAUGGCAGUGUCUCACUGGAUACAGUCUCCUCGGGCCUUGCUAAACUUGGGAAGGAUGCAAUGCAGAGGAGGAUAAUUGCCUCAGCUGCUGCUGCUGAAGCUUUGGAGGAAGCCAUAGCAACAGAGUCUCUUGUAAGAAACUUAAGUAUGUUUUCGGACCUUGUUGUAUCAUCAAAACCUGAAAGUCCACUACCUACCAUCGACCGGUUCAUGUUCAUCUAUGAGGAGGUAUUGAAGUCUACAGCAGAUGCUGAAAUCAUUGCUGGUGUCCGAAAGCUGUCAGUAAGUGCUGAUGACAAUAACAAUAAUAAUUCAUCAACAAAGCAUUCGAAAUCCAGUACAGUGUGGGUGGAAGCUGCCUUGGCUACAAAUCUCGAAGUUGUUUCUCUACUGACAAAUGACUACUUUGAGAGCCCUUCAAAAACGGUAAAAUGUUCCAAGAAACGAGUCUCUGCCAAUGCACCUGUAAUCAACAAGAAGGCAGUACCAUCCUCAUCAUCUGUAGCUGGAUCAUGGACCAGAGGUAUGGGAAUGAAUGAAACUGUGGAACUUGGAAGGAAUUUGCAAUUGGAGAUGCAGAUGUGGUUUGUAAGAUUUGUUGAGGAGGCCCUUGAUGCUGGAUUCCGAGUUUGUGGGAACUCUAACACAGGAGGGGGAGCAGGGAAUCUGGAUUGUGAUUCCAUAGCUGCAAUUCUAUCACAGCUGAAGCGAGUCAAUGACUGGUUGGAUGGCACAGUGCCCAAACGGGAUGAGGUUAUGAUGGCAAGAAUUGAUGCUCUUAAGAAAAAGAUCUAUGGAUUUGUCAUCCAGCAUAUUGGCAACAGCACGACUGUUGCUAUCCCUAUUCCGGCAGCUGUACCUUGAUUAUCCAUUGUCAUCUGAUGGAUGAUAUAUCUCAUCUGCUUAUUUUCUUUGUUAAUUUGGUGCAAUGUGCACUGUUUAUUAUGUAUUUGUAAAUUGCUUCAUUGUUGAGGAUGAAGUAAAAUAUUUAUUGAGAAUCUUGAUAAAUAAAUACCCUAUGAUUCUGAUUCA